AUGCCCCCACAAAAUGCUAAAUAUACAUCUCCUGCAAUUCAGAAAGAGAUUCUACAGGUAUUUGCUAACAAAGUGCAAAAAGAAAUUCGUGAGGAAAUUGGUGAUUCAAAGUAUUAUAUUAUUGUUGAUGGAUCUCGAGACAUAUCUAAAAGAGAACAAAUGGCUAUUGUUUUAAGGUUUGCCGACAAAGAUGGUUAUUUAAGAGAGCGGUUUUUUGAGCUAGUACAUGUCAAAGAUACUACCUCUAAGACUCUUAGAGAAGAAAUUUCUAUGGUUUUAUCUAACCAUGAGUUGAGCAUUCAAAACCUUAUAGGACAAGGUUAUGAUGGUGCUAGUAAUAUGCGAGGAGAAUGGAAUUGCUUAAAGGCUUUGUUCAUGGAAGAAUGUCGCUAUGCUUACUAUCUCUUCUUAGCUUCUAAAUGUCAUGAUGAGUUACAAGCUAGCCAAAUAGCUGAAUUGGAUAAUUUGAUUGAGAUUGAGGAAAUUGAAACAGCGAAAGGAUUGAACCAAAUUGGCACGUUGCAACGUCCUGGGGAUACUAGAUGGAGCUCUCAUUAUAAGUCAAUUUAUAGUCUAUUAAAAAUGUACAAUGCAACUCGCUCAGUCCUUGAAAAAAUAGGCAUUGAUCAUCGGGUAUCAUAUUCUAAACGCGGGGAUGCACAAUCUGCUCUACAAAAGUUGGUAGCAUUUGAUUUUGUAUUUAUUUUACUCCUUAUGGAAGAUCGUAUGGGAUAUACAGAUGGUCUUUGUCGAGCUUUGCAGCAUAAAUCACAAGACAUUUUAAAUGCUAUGCAUUUAGUUGUUGGUAUAAAAUCCUUGAUUCAAAAUUAUAGAGAUAACGGUUGGGAAUCUCUUUUACAAAAAGUACAAUCAUUCUGCCUUAAACAUGAUACUCAAGUACUAGAUAUGAAAGUUGCUUAUUCUGAAAUAAUUCGAUCUCGGCGCAGCAAAUACACCAUAAUAGUGGAGCAUCGUUAUCGGGUGGAUGUGUUUAAUGCAGCUGUAGAUCAACAAUUGCAAUAUCUAAAUAGUCUCUUUAGUGAACGAACAUCAGCGCUACUCACUUUAAGUGCGUCUUUGAGUCCUAUUGAUGGAUAUAAACACUUUAAUGCGGAAAACAUUUGUCUCCUUGGAGGAAUUUUCAGAGUAUGA
Chenopodium quinoa (quinoa) is the source of this 1152-nucleotide messenger RNA. RefSeq names its product zinc finger MYM-type protein 1-like. The record is from RefSeq and is a predicted model, not a curated record. The transcript has 2 exons. NCBI's taxonomy places the organism in Eukaryota, Viridiplantae, Streptophyta, Magnoliopsida, Caryophyllales, Amaranthaceae. The coding region runs from base 1 to 1152 and encodes 383 amino acids.